This is a messenger RNA of Arabidopsis thaliana (thale cress), 1434 nucleotides long. RefSeq names its product TPRXL. The transcript has a single exon. NCBI's taxonomy places the organism in Eukaryota, Viridiplantae, Streptophyta, Magnoliopsida, Brassicales, Brassicaceae. Bases 241 to 1212 code for a protein of 323 amino acids. The record is from RefSeq and is marked reviewed.
GGCUGCUUCAUCAUACCCGCCAACCAAAAUUCAAAAACUACCUCACUUUUUCUCUCUUCCACUUUUUUCUUCCUUAAUCCUUUUAAUAUAGGAUCACGCCUAGCUAAAAAGUCCACACACACACAAAAUACACAUUAUAUACAAUAAGCAUCUCCAUUUCCUGUUGUAACCAAUCCCUUUUAAUAGUUACUUUCUCUCGUACAGAUUUUUCGAAAAAAGUAUUGAAAUCAAACUCUAGGAAUGGGUUGUUGUAUCAGCAAAUGCUCUCCAAAGUCGAAAGAUUUCAAAGAAGCAGAAGAACCUCACGAGAAGUACUGUUCUGUUCCAGAGAAGAUGUUCAUGUCUCGUUGUCCAAGUCGUGUUUCUCCACUUAAUCUUCCGGAGAAAAACCGGUUUCAUCCUAUCCCUGUCCCGAAUAAGUUUAUCAAUAUCCCGGGUAAAGUAAUCCCUCCCCCUUCUCCUGUGAAGUUGGCAUCUUUCUCUCCAAUCCAACCUUCAACCACAAGCAACUCUUCUCUCAGCUCAUCAAACUCGUCACUUUCGACCGCCUCUUCAGUUUCGGUUUCGAAGGAGAGAUCUUUCUCCAAUGAUUUCUUGCGUGCUUGUUACCAAGAGAAUUCACAUGUUGCUCGAAUCAAUUCCUUACGAGAAGCUUCUCUAUCUAUGAAAACCACAAAACCGAGAUAUCCUAGCCGGUUUGAUUCUCCGGUUAUACCAAGCCGGAAUUCAACAACACCAAACAGAGCAAAUGAAGAUUCUAAAAGAGGAUCAAAUUGUUCUAAGAGAACUCGAGAGCUAUCACCAAACCAUCGUUCAUUGACACGACAAAAGAGCUUUCGUCAAGAUCAAGAAAGAGUUGUUAUCUCUUCUUCAUCAAACUCCUUAACCAAGGGAAAGUACUUGAAAUCUCCAUCUCCAAGCAGAAGAUAUGAGGGAAAUUUCUUGAAAUCACCAUCUCCAAGCCGGAGAUUUGGUGUAGCCGCGGCUAGUUUGACGGUCUCUUCUUGUGUAAGGAAAGAUAGUUUAGAUCUGUCUGGUCGCAAGAUUUGUCAUAUGAGCAACAGAUCAGAGCCUCGAAUACAUCGCAUAAGUUCUAAGAUCGACCAAACAAUUAUCAGAGAAGUAAUCACAAAAGAUAGGGAACCAGUGGUUCCAAUAUUUGAAGAAGUUGGCAAUCCUUUGAUUGAUUUGGAUUGCUUUAUCUUUCUUUAAGGAGAAACAUUUGAUUUUUAUUAUUGUUUCUGUUGAAGAUGUGUUUGUGUAAACAGAUAUGUUGUGUAAUUGUUUGAGACAAUUCCCACUUUCUUUUGUUUAUUGUAGGUUUGUGAUGAUCAAGUAGAUCAUAACUCUCAUACUUAACUUUUUUUUUCAAAGUCUACUUUUUAUCUGUAUGCUUUUGAAAUAUUUUGGAUUGAAUACAGCUACGGGAGCUUA